Molecule: messenger RNA, 1166 nt
Organism: Dromiciops gliroides (monito del monte)
Lineage: Eukaryota; Metazoa; Chordata; Mammalia; Microbiotheria; Microbiotheriidae
Gene: RIDA
Product: reactive intermediate imine deaminase A homolog
Exons: 6
Coding region: 149-556 (135 amino acids)
Cellular component (GO): cytosol
Molecular function (GO): deaminase activity
Source: RefSeq, a predicted model, not a curated record
GAGACUCCGCCUGCGGGGUGUGUGCUUUUUGUCGAAACGAGAUUUUGCCGGUGGGCUCAUCUGGUGAAGUGCAAGAGCUUAAAGUUAGCUGUAUUUAUUUUCUGUGCUUACUUUACCGUGAAGCAGCUACAGAAGAUAAAAAUUAGACAUGUCGUCCCUGAUUAAGAAAGUGAUCAGCACAGCGAAAGCACCAGGUGCAAUCGGACCGUACAGUCAAGCAGUGCUGGUAGACAAAACCAUGUACAUCUCAGGACAGAUAGGCAUGGAUCCUGCCAGUGGACAGCUUGUGUCAGGAGGGGUGGUAGAGGAGGCAAAACAGGCACUUACAAACAUGGGGGAAAUUCUGAAAGCUGCAGGCUGUGAUUACACUAAUGUGGUAAAGACAACUGUUUUGCUGGCUGACAUAAAUGACUUCAAUGCUGUUAAUGAAAUCUACAAGCAGUAUUUCAAGAGUAAUUUUCCAGCCAGAGCUGCUUACCAAGUUGCUGCUUUGCCCAAAGGAGGGCGUGUUGAAAUUGAAGCCAUAGCUGUCACAGGACUUCCCAUGAAAUCUUGACUAUAAAUCAUGUCCUCCACUGUUUUGCCAAUUACAUUUGAUUUAGGAUAAAUGAUUCUUAAUUUGCUUCUAAUUCUUGAAAUUAAUAUUGGAAAUUCUGAGCCUUAAUGAAAUGCUGUCGAGGGAGGACUUUCCAUUAUAGAAAUAACUGAUAGGUGAAAAUUAAUUCAAACUAAAGGAUUUGAUGGAGAAUACAAUUACAAUGCAACAUUUACAAUACAUAGAGUCACAGUAAUGAAAGUGAAAGGUAGGGUAUGGAAAUUACAGCAGCUCUUUACAAAAUUAAAUAAAGAAUAGCAAUAAAUGCAGGAAAAAGCUUUUCCCCAGGAAUGGUAGAUUGUUUUAUAUCCGAGAGGGGAAAAUAACAUUUAUGGAAUUAAAUUCUACUAAAAUCAUAAUCUGAGAAAUAUUUCACUGAUGUUUUUAUAAUUAAUGAAUUUUAUAAGCAUAAUUAACAAAAAAUUAUUUUAUACAUUUUUUCAGUUGCAUGUAAUGCCAAGGAUUUAAAAGUGGCAGAUCCUUCAAAAAACUAUCAAUUUCUUUUUAAAGAAUUUUCACUGUUGGUCUAAUUGUAUGUGGCAGAAGUUAAUGGAAAGAAAAAAGUUAAAAA